Calliphora vicina (urban bluebottle blowfly) is the source of this 3194-nucleotide messenger RNA. It is a transcript of the gene Brd8, whose product is annotated as Bromodomain containing 8. Lineage: Eukaryota; Metazoa; Arthropoda; Insecta; Diptera; Calliphoridae. The transcript is spliced from 3 exons. The coding region runs from base 113 to 3061 and encodes 982 amino acids. The record is from RefSeq and is a predicted model, not a curated record. Gene Ontology annotation, cellular component: NuA4 histone acetyltransferase complex. Gene Ontology annotation, molecular function: protein binding.
UUGGUUAAUAGAAAAACAAAACUGAAAAACAUUUGCGUGCUUGAAAAAAAGGAUAAAAAUUAAAAAAAAUAUACAAAUAAAGUGUCUGAAAACAGUCAAAAACAUUGAAUAAAUGACUAGUGUACAAGAGCGCUUACAAAUUAAUCGUACGCCAUUAGAUAAAUGGUCAGUACGGGAACAAUUAUGCUUGGCCUCGGCCGUCGCCUGUAGUGGUGACCAAAAUUGGAUGUCUGUUAGCCGUACACUGAAAGUGGUUUGCGGAAAUAGCAAAGAAGCGUUGCAGUCACGACCGGCAGAUUGGUUUUCUCAAAAAAAUUGUGCUGUCCAAUAUGGCCAUCUAUUGGAAGACGUUGAAACGCCAAAGCGCAAGAAACGUUCAUCUGAGAGUAGUGUAUCGUCUUCGCCGGCCACCGUAGAACCCCCCACCGAAGCCAUACUCAGGCGUUUGACAGAGGAUCGCAUGCAAGAAAUUAAAAUGGAGCUAAGACGAGAACAGGAGGAAUAUGCCAAAUUGUACGCUGAAAUCAAAACUAUACAGAGUGGACAAAUUGGCGAUGAACAGCUGCUACAAAUCUGGAAAGAAUUGGAAAAGGACCAAGAAAUGCAGAGAAUAGAGGAAAUGAAAUUGGAAAAUCAAUUGCGCGAAAGAGAGUUAAAGAAACAGGAGCUUCAAAGAAGUUGGCGAACAGGUACAAAUACACAUAGUUCAUCCUCAUCAACAAACUCACUAAAAUCAUCAACAGAUACGACAGCAGUAGAUAUGGAUGUAGAGGAAAUAAUUGGCUCAGGAAAAACCAUCAUACAAUCGGCCAAUAAUAAUACAGGACAAAUCCAAACGGGUACUUCACCUCUGUUGUCGUCGCUCUUAAAAUCGCCUACAGCAACAGGUACACCGACAACAAGCAUUGUAGUUUCAUCGCCUUCUGUACGCAAUAAUGCGCCCACUAUAACAACACUAUUAACCGGUGGUUCCAUACCAAAUCAAAAUCAGCCAGCUUUAAUACCAUCGCAUGAUGAAGCUGUCCAGAUGUUGACAAGACCCAUAAGUGGCCCACCCCUGGAUACUAUACCAACCCCAGCAUCAGUUGCACAGAAUCUAUUAAGCCCUUCACAGUCGGCUCCUACACUUUCAAUGUUGUUGGAAAAAAAUAAAACCGGUGCACAACAACUGCCAGUAGAAGCUAAAAAUACAGAUUUGAUAACAUCAACUAAAUCAAAAAUUGAGGAAAACACGGCAGUGAACGAUUCCAACAAUGAGUCCGUUCCCAUGGAUAUUGAAGAGGAUUUAACAGCUACUAAAAUAGAAUCUAAUGCAGAUCUACAAACUGGCGACAUCGAUGAUACAGAUCCCAAUGAAGAACAACAGCUGUUGGAGGUUUUUAAGAAUAUUGGAAACAUCGAAGAGCUAGACAUCGAUGUGUCAGAUGUAAUAAAUGAAGAAGUUGAUUUUCUCAAAGGUGUAGACGAAGAAACCCCGCUUGAUGAAAAUAUAGAUCUUGAGCCCAAACUAGAUGAAAAUUACACUGAUCUGACGGAUGAUAUAAAAAUUUUAAACAAUGAAACCACAUCAAUAAAUCAAAAUUCCGGGGAUUCCGUUGAAAAGUCAUUAUCGGGACAAAAAUCGGCUGAAGGAAAAUUGGAAACCGACGGAAAUAAGGUGGAAAUAAUAUCGAGCGAUGACUCUAAUGAUAAUAUUCCACUGGCAGCCGUAGCAUCUUUGGAAUCUUCUAAGGAUCGUUUGAAUAUGAAUGAAUCCUCUAAUGAGGAUUUUUUAAAAGAUCAGGUGGAGUCUGCAAAUUCAAAAAACGAACUAGAUCAAGUAGAAACCGCAAAUGAAACUAGUUCUAACAAUAGUGUGGCAAUUAAACAGGAAAGGUUAGAAGAAUAUGAAAAAUUCAACUCUGAGUCUUCACAGGGGGAAAAUGUGACAAAUAAAAUGUCAGACAAAACUGAUCACAAAGACGGUGUUUUUGUAGCACCCAUGGUCGAAGACACUAAACACGACAAUAUUUCAAAAACAGAAAAAGAUGAGCCAAAAGAAGAACAACAGCUGGAGGAAAGACAAAUUAAAAUGGAGACAAAAGACGAACAUGGCAUGAAUGUAGACUCGUCAAGUUUCCUUGGGGAUACGGAAAAUAACGAACAUCUAACCGCUAACAGCAUGACUGUAGAAUCGCAAAACGAAGUAGGCGAUAUGUUGGCAAUGCCUAAAAUUCAACCUCCACCUUCUAUAUCAAUUGCAGAUACCGAUGAGAACUCUUCCUCCACAGACAUUAGUGUUCAAACGCGUAAAGAUGAAAAACUCACCAGCCGGGGACAACGUAAAAGUCCUCAUGAAGCAAAGACUGACGACGAAAUGCCAAAUCAUUCGAUACAGCAAAUGGCGAUGCCAAAUAUUAGCUCGGCCAGCGGCAAUCUAACACCACGACCAACAGCUUUGCGUAAAUUACGCGAUCGCGAUCGUUCGGAGAGCCCCAUGAUCGAUGAUGACACCACCACACAUAGUGAUCAUUCCACAACAAAUCAACGAUCCAGGCGACGAUAUUCAUCCACGCCAGUCAUAGACAGUAUACCUAAUUCACCAGCAUCCAGUGAUCGUGACGAACGCGACCUAAGAACCUCCAAAAAGUCUCUUCUCAGCAUCUACAAUGUUCUGUAUUCAAGUAAAUACUCUGCCACACUUCAGAGAGUACUUAGUGACGAGUCAUCGGGCCAGAGAUUAGAGGAAAUAUGUCUAAGGUCUAUCGAUUUUGUAACAAUUAAGAGAAAUAUAGAAUCGGGCCAAAUACGCACCGCGUAUGAGUUGCAAAGGGAAAUCCUAUGGAUGUGUCAAAAUGCUCUUAUGAUUACAAAAACCUCUUCGGCCACUUUUAAAACUAUUCUACAGUUUCAACAAGAAUGUCAAAGUGUAAGAGAAUUUAUGGCCAAUGGAUGUGACCUAGGUCAUAGGUUUGAUCGAGAAACUCGGGACACUAAAUCGAAUAGUUCAACGUCAUCCUCCACAGGUGGAGGUACCUCAAAGGGACGCAGUGGCUCUAGGAAAAGUUUACGUUUAUCGUAAAGAAAAACAAUAAAAACUAUUAAAUUAAAACCUAAUUAAUAAAACAAUUAAUCAUAGAAAACAAAAACAUAUAUUAAUAGAAACUACGUAACAAUUAACUAAAUAACUAAAUACAUAUAAAUAUGUACAACAA